UGACGCACGCCUGCAAUCCCAGCAUUCGGGAGGGCUUGGACGAUAGCGAGAUCCAAGCCAGCCCGGGUCAAACAGCGAGACACCGACUCAAAAAUAACACGUAAAUAAAAGGAGGUUCGACAGGUAUCCAGCGUCAUCUUUAGUUCGGGAGAGGGAAGUCCAGAAAACUUAGUCUAGCUACACCCUUCUUGGUCAAAAGUGAGGGACGGGACCGAAGCGCGGCUUCAAGUUUUUCCCCUCUCCAAAAUGUCCUCCACGGCCGGAAGAAGGGGAGAGCCUGGCCACGCCUCUUCCGCUCUGUGAGGCCAGCCAAUUAGAGCAGCCGUUAAGCUUGCGCAACGCCUCCCCCGGCCCAGCUAGCCGCCCCAGCACCGCGACCUCUUUAGCACCUGUUGCCAUGACUCCUCCUCCGUCUCCCCCGCCCGCUCGCAGGAGGCGGGUUGGGGCGGGCUCUCGCUGAGACUCCGCCCCCUCAGCCUUUGCGGGACUCGGCCUCUAGGUGCUUCACCCUAGGCUGGCAGAGCCAGGGAAGGGCGCCCUAGGGCAGAAGCGGACGCCCAGCGCUUUAGAGAGAAAGGGACGAGCCGUCCUUCCUUGUCAGCCCGGAACGCGGACGCAGCGGCGUUCCCACCCUGCUGCCGUCGAUCCCUAGGCCGCCGAGAUGGCAGCUGCCGGCGCCCGAGGCCUGCGGGCCACCUACCACCGACUCAUGGAUAAAGUGGAGUUGUUGCUGCCGAAGAAAUUGAGGCCGCUCUAUAACCACCCGGCAGGCCCCAGAACAGUUUUUUUCUGGGCUCCAAUAAUGAAAUGGGGGUUGGUAAUCGCUGGUUUAGCUGACAUGGCCAGACCUGCAGAGAAACUCAGCACAGCUCAAUCCACUGUGCUGAUGGCUACAGGGUUUAUUUGGUCAAGAUACUCACUUGUAAUUAUACCAAAAAAUUGGAGUUUGUUCGCUGUUAAUUUCUUUGUGGGGUCAGCAGGAGCCUCUCAGCUGUUUCGGAUUUGGAGAUAUAAUCAAGAACUCAAAUCUAAAGGAAUCCAGUAAGAGAGUUCCUGGUCACCUGAAUAUUCUAGAUGUGGACAGAAACAUUGGAACCUAGUGUAUUUGAUUAUUGAUAGUAAGGUGACGCUAACUCUUCUGAUAACAUGGAAAAGAAUGAAAACAAAAUAUAACUGUAAUUAAUAGCUAGCACUUGACUUCACAAAAAAUAAAGCAAACUUUUAGUAACA
Molecule: messenger RNA, 1230 nt
Organism: Mastomys coucha (southern multimammate mouse)
Lineage: Eukaryota; Metazoa; Chordata; Mammalia; Rodentia; Muridae
Gene: Mpc2
Product: mitochondrial pyruvate carrier 2
Exons: 5
Coding region: 662-1045 (127 amino acids)
Biological process (GO): pyruvate import into mitochondria
Cellular component (GO): mitochondrial inner membrane
Molecular function (GO): pyruvate transmembrane transporter activity
Source: RefSeq, a predicted model, not a curated record